Molecule: messenger RNA, 3494 nt
Organism: Glycine soja
Lineage: Eukaryota; Viridiplantae; Streptophyta; Magnoliopsida; Fabales; Fabaceae
Product: probable leucine-rich repeat receptor-like protein kinase At1g35710
Exons: 4
Coding region: 47-3307 (1086 amino acids)
Biological process (GO): protein phosphorylation; hormone-mediated signaling pathway
Cellular component (GO): plasma membrane
Molecular function (GO): ATP binding; protein kinase activity; protein binding
Source: RefSeq, a predicted model, not a curated record
AUUGUAUCAGACAAUCUGCGAUUGAAUCCUUCCUCAAAAUUUCCUCAUGGUGUUCAUAUUUCCAACGCUUCUGUCCAUGAAGCUCCAACCACUUUUGCUGCUUCUUGUGAUGUACUUCUGUGCAUUUGCUGCUUCUUCUGAGAUUGCUUCAGAAGCAAAUGCUUUGUUGAAGUGGAAAUCCAGCCUUGACAACCAAAGUCAUGCUUCUCUUUCUUCAUGGAGUGGCAAUAAUCCUUGCAAUUGGCUCGGAAUUGCAUGUGAUGAGUUCAAUUCUGUUUCCAACAUAAAUCUUACAAAUGUUGGAUUAAGAGGUACGCUUCAAAGUCUCAACUUCUCAUUACUUCCAAACAUUCUCACUCUAAAUAUGAGUCACAACUCCUUGAAUGGAACUAUUCCUCCUCAAAUUGGUUCCUUAUCCAAUCUCAACACUCUUGACUUGUCCACUAAUAAACUCUCUGGGUCCAUUCCUUUCACCAUUGGAAAUUUGUCAAGGCUUAGUGUAUUAUUUAUAUCCUCUAAUGAACUCAUUGGACCAAUCCCUGCUUCCAUAGGCAAUUUGGUCAAUUUGGACUCCAUGCUCCUUCGAGAAAAUAAACUCUAUGGGUCCAUUCCUUUCACCAUUGGAAAUUUGUCAAAGCUUGCUGUAUUAUCUAUAUCCUUAAAUGAACUCACUGGACCAAUCCCAGCUUCCAUAGGCAACUUGGUCAAUUUGGACUCCAUGCUCCUUCGGAAAAAUAAACUCUUUGGGUCCAUUCCUUUCACCAUUGGAAAUUUGUCAAAGCUUAGUGUAUUAUCUAUAUACUCUAAUGAACUCACUGGACCAAUCCCAUUAACAACUUACAUAGGGAACUUGGUCAAUUUGGACUACAUUGGCCUUUAUGAAAAUAAACUCUCUGGGUCCAUACCUUUCAGCAUUGGAAAUUUGUCAAAGCUUAGUGUAUUAGCUAUAUCCUCUAAUGAACUCACUGGACCAAUCCCAGCUUCCAUAGGCAACUUGGUCCAGUUGGACUCCUUGUUCCUUUAUGAAAAUAAACUCUCUGGGUCAAUCCCAGCUUCCAUAUGCAACUUGGUCAAUUUGGACUACAUUUGCCUUCAUGAAAAUAAACUCUCUGGGUCCAUUCCUUUCACCAUUGAAAAUUUGUCAAAGCUUAGUGAAUUAUCUAUAUCCUUAAAUGAACUCACUGGAUCAAUUCCUUCAACUAUUGGAAAUUUAUCAAAUGUCAGGAAAUUAUUAUUUUUUGGAAAUGAACUUGGUGGCAAGAUUCCAAUAGAAAUGAGCAUGCUUACUGCUCUCAAAAAUUUGCAGCUAGCUGACAAUAAUUUUGUAGGCCAUUUACCUCAAAACAUUUGCAUUGGUGGAACGUUGAAAAAUUUUACCGCUGGUAAUAACAACUUCAUAGGCCCAAUUCCAGUGAGUUUGAAGAAUUGCUCCAGCCUUAUAAGAGUCAGGCUUCAGAGAAACCAGCUAACUGGGGAUAUAACAGAUGCUUUUGGUGUACUUCCAAAUUUGGACCACAUCGAAUUGAGUGACAAUAACUUUUAUGGUCAACUUUCACCUAACUGGGGAAAGUUUCGUAGCCUCACAAGCCUCAUGAUCUCCAACAAUAAUUUAUCAGGUGUGAUACCACCAGAACUAGCUGGGGCAACCAAAUUACAACGACUUCACCUGUCCUCAAACCAUCUUACAGGAAACAUUCCACAUGAUUUAUGUAACUUGCCCUUGUUUGAUCUCUCACUCGACAACAAUAAUCUUACAGGAAAUGUUCCCAAAGAAAUAGCAUCAAUGCAGAAACUUCAAAUUUUGAAGCUUGGAUCAAAUAAGUUGUCUGGCUUAAUCCCAAAACAACUAGGAAAUUUACUCAAUUUAUUGAACAUGAGUCUGAGCCAAAAUAAUUUUCAGGGAAAUAUUCCUUCAGAGCUUGGCAAACUGAAAUUUCUUAGGAGUCUUGAUCUUGGUGGAAAUUCAUUGAGAGGAACAAUACCUUCAAUGUUUGGAGAAUUAAAAAGCUUAGAAACACUGAAUCUCUCUCACAAUAAUCUUUCAGGUGAUCUCUCUACCUUCGAUGAUAUGACGAGCUUGACAUCUAUUGAUAUAUCAUACAACCAGUUUGAGGGUCCACUUCCAAACAUUCUAGCCUUCCACAAUGCUAAAAUUGAAGCAUUGAGAAAUGAUAAAGGCUUGUGUGGCAAUGUCUCUGGCUUGGAGCCUUGCUCAACAUCAAGUGGGAAAUCUCAUAAUCAUAUGAGGAAGAAAGUAAUGAUAGUAAUUUUACCCCUUACUUUGGGCAUUCUAAUACUGGCAUUAUUUGCUUUCGGAGUCUCGUAUCAUUUAUGCCAAACCUCAACGAACAAAGAAGACCAGGCUACAAGUAUACAAACUCCUAACAUAUUUGCAAUAUGGAGUUUUGAUGGCAAAAUGGUAUUCGAGAAUAUUAUUGAAGCCACAGAAGAUUUUGACGACAAACAUCUCAUUGGUGUUGGAGGGCAAGGAUGUGUUUACAAAGCAGUGCUGCCUACAGGUCAAGUUGUUGCUGUGAAGAAACUCCAUUCAGUUCCAAAUGGAGAGAUGCUCAAUCUGAAAGCUUUCAGAUGUGAGAUCCAAGCUUUGACAGAAAUUCGACAUCGUAACAUUGUAAAGUUAUAUGGGUUUUGUUCACAUUCACAAUUCUCAUUUUUGGUGUGUGAAUUCCUGGAGAAUGGCUGUGUUGAGAAGACUCUGAAGGAUGAUGGACAAGCAAGGGCAUUUGAUUGGUAUAAGAGGGUGAAUGUCGUUAAAGAUGUAGCAAAUGCUUUGUUCUAUAUGCACCAUGAAUGCUCACCUCGAAUUGUUCAUCGUGAUAUAUCAAGCAAGAAUGUUCUUUUGGAUUCCGAAUAUGUAGCUCAUGUCUCAGACUUUGGAACAGCCAAGUUUCUUAAUCCAGAUUCAUCCAAUUGGACCUCAUUCGUAGGAACCUUUGGAUAUGCUGCUCCAGAACUUGCAUACACAAUGGAGGUGAAUGAGAAAUGUGAUGUGUAUAGUUUUGGGGUCCUAGCAUUGGAAAUACUUAUUGGGAAGCACCCUGGUGAUGUUAUAUCUUCUUUAUUGGGAUCAUCUCCAUCUACCCUUGUGGCCUCAACACUCGAUCACAUGGCAUUGAUGGAUAAGUUGGAUCCACGUCUCCCUCAUCCAACAAAGCCAAUUGGUAAGGAAGUGGCAUCAAUUGCAAAGAUAGCAAUGGCCUGCUUGACUGAAAGUCCACUAUCUCGCCCUACCAUGGAGCAGGUUGCCAAUGAGCUGGUAAUGGGAAGCUCAUCUUCAAUGGAUUAGCUCUACAUUGUCACUUAUAUAUAGCUGAAAGAUUGAACUUAAUAAACAUGCUUGAGUUUUAAUUGUUCUUUUCUAUUUUUGUAUUGUAUCUUUUUUUUUUUAUAUUGUAGGUAAUUUUAUUUUAGUUUUUUGGGUUUCUGAACUUUAGAUACCUUAACCAAAUUAAUGAUAACAUUUGUAAGCCUUA